GAGGCGGCAACAGCGGGAGUCGCUGUUGAGGCGGCCGAGGGUGCGGGUCGGUUCCGCGCCGCUCCGCAGGGCCGGGCAGGGCGGGCAGCUGCUGGCGCCUGGCCGUGAGGGAGGGCUCUUGGGGUGGGCAGAAUGGCCCCCACCUAGGCGUUGGGAGAAGCGGCCGAGCCCAGGAUGCUGGGGAGGCGGCGCGGCGGCUCCUCACUCAUCCCAGAUGUUGAUCAUCUUUCUGAAGUAGAAUCUCCAUGGCCUGAACAGUUUCUGGAAAUCGUUUUGAGCAAAAUAUCUGUUUAAUAAAAAGAUAACCACACCAAGAUGGUUGGAAAACUGAAGCAGAACUUACUAUUGGCAUGUCUGGUGAUUAGUUCUGUGACUGUGUUUUACUUGGGCCAACACGCCAUGGAAUGCCAUCACCGAAUAGAGGAACGUAGUCAGCCCCUCAAAUUGGAGAGCACAAAGACCACUGUACGAACUGGCCUGGACAUCAAAGCCAACAAAACCUUCGCCUAUCACAAAGAUAUGCCUUUAAUCUUUAUUGGAGGUGUGCCUCGGAGUGGAACCACACUCAUGAGGGCCAUGUUAGAUGCACAUCCUGAUAUUCGCUGUGGAGAGGAAACCAGAGUCAUUCCCCGAAUCCUGGCCCUGAAGCAGAUGUGGUCACGGUCGAGUAAAGAGAAAAUACGCUUGGAUGAGGCCGGUGUUACUGAUGAAGUGCUGGAUUCUGCCAUGCAAGCCUUCUUACUAGAAAUCAUUGUUAAGCAUGGGGAGCCAGCUCCUUAUUUAUGUAAUAAAGAUCCUUUUGCCCUGAAAUCCUUAACUUACCUUGCUAGGUUAUUUCCCAAUGCCAAAUUUCUCCUGAUGAUUCGAGAUGGCCGAGCAUCAGUACAUUCAAUGAUUUCUCGAAAAGUUACUAUAGCUGGGUUUGACCUGAACAGUUACAGGGACUGUUUGACCAAGUGGAAUCGUGCCAUAGAAACCAUGUAUAACCAGUGUAUGGAGGUUGGCUAUAAAAAAUGCAUGUUAGUUCACUAUGAACAACUUGUUUUACAUCCUGAACGGUGGAUGAGAACCCUCUUAAAGUUCCUCCAUAUUCCCUGGAACUACUCAGUAUUACACCAUGAAGAGAUGAUUGGGAAAGCUGGGGGAGUAUCUCUGUCAAAAGUGGAGAGAUCAACAGACCAAGUCAUCAAGCCAGUCAACAUGGCGGCGCUAUCAAAAUGGGUUGGGAAAAUCCCUGCAGAUGUUUUACAAGACAUGGCGGUGAUCGCACCCAUGCUUGCCAAACUUGGAUAUGACCCAUAUGCCAACCCACCGAACUACGGAAAACCUGACCCCAAAAUUCUUGAAAACACUAGAAGGGUCUACAAAGGCGAAUUUCAGCUGCCUGACUUUCUCAAAGAAAAACCUCAGACUGAGCAAGUGGAGUAGCAGAGCCAGGAACCUCCUCCACAUAUGAGGGAAGACUGAUGCCUAUUCCACAGAAGGGAACUUUGUAGGACUGGCUGUCACCUGCUGAGAUCUGUGGAGUGUGUGUGUCGUGGCCCUGGCUCCUGUUCCUUUGCCAGACUCCUCCCGCUGAGCGGGUGAAUGUCAGUCCCAGCCGGGCCCUCCGGAGGGAUGUUCCGGAGCACAGCGCCCUCGAUUCUAAUUGCAUGCACCACCCAGUGGAUAAGGAGCCCUGGAGGGACAUGUGCUUUCUGUUAAAACUGCUCUGGUCCCUAUCUUUUCUUACCAGAUUCCAAACUUUGUUUUCGAGAGGAAGGUUUAGGAGUGGGAUUCUGUAAGCAAAAUUGGGCGGUUUCAUCUUGGAAUAUGUCAUGGGUACAUGUUCUGAUGUUUUAUAGAACACCUGUACCUGUUUGAAUGUGAUGGUAUGGAUAAUACAGAAUAUCUUAAUUAUUUAAAUAAUUCAUUGUUUCUGAGAAGUUGAGGAACUACCAUAUACAUUUACAACUUAAUGACUUUUGUAUUUUAUUUUUCAAAAUAAAAGCUUUAAAUGUGAA
Molecule: messenger RNA, 2003 nt
Organism: Artibeus jamaicensis (Jamaican fruit-eating bat)
Lineage: Eukaryota; Metazoa; Chordata; Mammalia; Chiroptera; Phyllostomidae
Gene: TPST1
Product: tyrosylprotein sulfotransferase 1
Exons: 6
Coding region: 316-1428 (370 amino acids)
Biological process (GO): peptidyl-tyrosine sulfation
Cellular component (GO): Golgi apparatus
Molecular function (GO): protein-tyrosine sulfotransferase activity
Source: RefSeq, a predicted model, not a curated record